Molecule: messenger RNA, 1374 nt
Organism: Morus notabilis
Lineage: Eukaryota; Viridiplantae; Streptophyta; Magnoliopsida; Rosales; Moraceae
Product: alpha-N-acetylglucosaminidase
Exons: 8
Coding region: 524-1231 (235 amino acids)
Source: RefSeq, a predicted model, not a curated record
UGGAGAGUUCUCAUAUUUUCAAAUAAAUAGCUGUUUGGUCAGCUGCUUUAUUUGUUUUCUAAAUUGUAAACUGAUGUGAUGUCUCACAUUCUAAAAUUUGUGGCUUUUCUUUUCCUUGCAUGUUCAGUCUCAGAAUUUUCGUUAUUAUUAUUCCUACUAUGGAUUUAUAGGUAUUAGUGCGAAUGAGGCCACCACGCAAAGACAAGGAUGAAGAAGAAAUGAUAGUUCUGAAAAUUUCUAAUGAUUGUUUGACAAUCAAUGAGAAAACUUUAAAGUCGACUCAGUUGCAGAUAGAGGCAACGCACGUAAGGUCUUUACGGAGAUGUGAGUUACUCCAGAUACUUAAGUAUCAAUGUCUACGGGAGCAAAUCAAGAAUGCUGAUAGACAACUCAAAUAUCAAUGUCUAUGCCACUAUUCCUUUUUUAGAUUACAGAUUUAUUGGAUGCUAAUCAAAGAGUUAUUUAGAUAAGAGAAAGAUGCUAAAUCAGGGAUAUAUAUUGAAAAUCUCAAAGCGGAGUGUUUAUGUACAGUGUCAAAUGUAAAGCAGCUUUUAAUGAAGGCAUGAAUUUGGGAGACCUUAAUAAAGUAUGGGAGAUCAAGGCCUUGAAGAAGCCGGGAGAAGAAGAAGCCGAGAAGAUUCUAGAAAGAAUCGCCAAACAUGUCCAACCCAUUAUGCGUAACCACAAAUGGCGUGUUAAGCUUCUCUCCGAAUUCUGCCCAAACAAUCCGUCUCUUCUCGGACUGAAUGUAGGAGGAGGAGUUCAGGUGAAGCUCAGGCUUUGGAGGCCGAAUCGGGAUUGGGAUUUCUUCCCUUUCGAUCAAAUUCUCGAUACAAUGCUACACGAGCUUUGUCACAAUGUUCAUGCCCCUCAUAAUGCUAGCUUCUACAACCUUUGGGAUGAACUUAGAAAGGAUGUUUGUCAUGGGCAUAGUUGCUUUAUUUUAGCCAAUUACAACCUAUCAAGCAAGCAUGGGCCUGAAAUAAUGAUUAAAGGCACAACAGGAGUUGAACUGGCAUCUGGCCUCCAUUGGUAUUUGAAGUAUUGGUGUGGUGCUCAUAUUUCUUGGGACAAGACUGCUGGUGCCCAGAUAGCUUCGAUUCCCAAUCCAGGCUCCCUCCCACUUGUAAAAGAUGAGGGAGUUAUGAUUCAACGACCGGUUCUGUGGAACUAUUACCAAAAUGUUGUUACAUCCAGAUGUACAAGCGGUGGAGCCAACGAGAGGCGGUGAAAAUUCAAGGAAGCUAUCAUGCACCAAGCCUAAGCACAAAAAAAGGGAGUUUCUUAAACUUUUCCUUAUUGUGUUGACUGCUUACACUUUUGAGGAUGAUGUGCAUAUAGAGCUUAGAGGGUGAAACGUUUCUUUGUUUAAAA